This is a messenger RNA of Mugil cephalus (flathead mullet), 2603 nucleotides long. It is a transcript of the gene aspa, whose product is annotated as aspartoacylase. The transcript is spliced from 6 exons. Lineage: Eukaryota; Metazoa; Chordata; Actinopteri; Mugiliformes; Mugilidae. The coding region runs from base 703 to 1647 and encodes 314 amino acids. The record is from RefSeq and is a predicted model, not a curated record. Gene Ontology annotation, molecular function: hydrolase activity, acting on carbon-nitrogen (but not peptide) bonds, in linear amides; hydrolase activity, acting on ester bonds.
UUGAAGUGAAGGCAGAAGUCUACUUGAAUUGACUUAUCAGUUGUAACAAAGUUCAGUGUGCUCAUGGGGUUAAUAGGUGAUACCAUGACUUAGGCUUCAGGUAAAACACUUUCAAGAAUGCCUCCUCAAGAUAGCAGGUGUUCUCUGGAGUACAUGUCUUGUCGUGCUUGUAGAGACGUUAUGUGCAAAGUAAUGUUACUACUUAAGUGGGAAACACCGAAUUGAAAUACCAGCUGUAUUUUUAAGUUGUCUUCGCCUUUAACGUGCAUUUGAUCACCACUGUUGUGUGUUUCUCACGUUUGUAAACUUUGAAAAACCAUGUCGGAAGUAAUGUAUCCUUCCAAGCACUGAUUAAUGGAUUAGGCCGUUUAAACGCGAAGGAUGCAUUUUAUUUUGGAAGGGCUGCACCGGAAACUCAUAUAUGAUAUUGUACCUUGGAUGCUGACAGGUAAACAGGGGAGGGAAGCAGUUUAACGACUUUCGCCUGCAGCUCCAGGGGCGCGUUCCCAAAUAAGCGCAGUUUUACGCACGGUGACUGACAGCGACAAGCAGCGGGGUCGUUACGUAAGCGCGCAGCCUCGACACGCAUUUAAACAGCGAGGUCGUGGCUCUCCGGCUGGAAACUUUCUCCUCCGCACCUGAAGACUCCGGACACCAUCGCACCUUCGGCCACUGUCCCCGCGCGAUUUCCGUCGGCUAGACAUGUCCUCUUGUAGCAACGCCGCGCGUUUCGGCGAGGCCCGGAGAGUGGCUAUCUUCGGAGGAACGCACGGAAACGAGAUGUCAGGCGUAGCGCUGGUGAACCUGUGGAUGAAGAACAGCGCCGAGAUCCAGAGGAAGGGAGUCGAGGCCAGGCCGUUCAUCACCAACCCGAAGGCUGUGGAGAAGUGCGCCAGAUACGUGGACACGGACUUGAACCGAGCCUUCACCCCAGAAAACCUCAGCUCCCGGGGAGGGGAGGAGGAGCUGCCCUACGAGGUGCAGAGAGCCCGGGAGAUCAACAGGAUAUUCGGGCCCAAAGGAAGCCCGGACGCCUACGAUGUUAUCUUCGACCUCCACAACACGACCUCCAACAUGGGCUGCACUCUGAUUCUGGAAAGCUCCAAAGACCACUUUAAUCUGCAGAUGAUGAACUACAUAAAGAAAGCCAUCUCUCCAGCUAGUUGUCUCGUUCUGCUGAAUGAACAUCCUCUUCUGAAAUAUUCCACUUCACGCUCUGUAGCCAAGCACCCCGUUGGUCUGGAAGUGGGUCCUCAACCUCAAGGUGUUUUGAGGAGUAACAUUUUUGAAGCAAUGAGAGUGAUACUGAAACAUGCGUUGGACUUCAUUGAACUGUUUAACGAAGGAAUGGAGUUUCCUCCCUGUACAGUGGAAGUUUUUCGGGUCUUGGAGAGGGUCGACUACCCCAGAGACGCCAAUGGAAACAUCAUUGCCAUGGUUCACCCCAACCUGCAGGACUGUGACUGGGAGCCGCUGAACCCCGGUGACCCAAUGUUCCAAACGUUCGACGGAAAGACCAUCCAGUACCAAGGCUCCGGCACCGUCUAUCCCACUUUUAUUAACGAGGCAGCCUAUUAUGAGAAACAACAGGCCUUUGUAACCACCAGGCGAGAAACCUUGGUAGCGAGUGCGGUCAGAAAAGCAUGAGAGGUGCUCCACAAGGCUAACAGCAAUCACCACAAUCUGUUAGCCUCAGCAGCAAUCUGUGUAUAGAUUUUGCACUUUUGCUCUGUUAGCAUAUGACAGACUUUCUGCACAUAAUGAAUAGCUACCAUCUUUUACACAUUGAUUUAGUUUUUUAUGCUAUCAGAAGAUCAUUUAACUAUGCAAAGAACAUUUAUGGAGGCUUUGCAAAGAGUCACUGUGAGAGUCUUUGAUUUGAAGGUGAUUCUAUUGUGGUAUUUAUGAUACACCUGUUAUUUAAAAGCUAUAUUUACAUUCAAUCAACUAAGUUUUUAUAAUAUUAAAGGCCAGUCCUAAUCACUGACUUAUCGAUCAUUAUAAACACUCUUUUUAAGUUUCCUACUACUGCUGCUCAGGAAGGCCAUUGAGGAUCAUUACCUGCUACUUUUGACCCAAAACUCUAGUCGUUUGUCUUCUUCUGGAACUAUAUUUGUAACAUCUUUUAAAGGGUGUUUUGUGGCCUUUGAUACUACCUACCUGUAACUCCAGUGGUUGCAUCUGUGGUGCUGUCCUAUUGUUGCCUUAAUAGAUAUUUCAGAGGAAAAUUGCACAACAACUUCCGAGUGGAAAUUGUAGAUAAUGUGUCGGAUGACAAGAUAUUAUUUUAAUAAGAAACAGUAUUGGUUCUGUCUCUCAACAGAAAUUGGAUCCAUUGUGUUUUAUAAUGAUAUAUUUGUGUCUAUUUUGAUAUUCUUGUACUGUACGUUUGGUUGUAAGUGAUGUAUAGGACCUAUUGAACCGUGGAAGGCAUAUGUACUUUCUAACGUUUUUAUGUCUAUGUUGUCUCGAAGUGUAUCUCUGUGGUCUUACAGUAAUUCAUUCAGCAAUAUUUCUGUUUGCACCAUGUGUAUGAUCCCUAACAAUCGCUGUCCUAGACGUCCUGUGGAAAUGACACAAACAAUAAAUGUAGCAUAAUGCUA